AAGUGUCCGACAAACGCCGAAUACCGUGAAUGUUCAAAUAUUUGUCCUAUAAACUGCUACACCUUCGAUAAGCACCUAUGCUUCUCCUUACGAUGUGGAGGGCCUAAAUGCGUUUGCAAAGAGGGAUACGUUCAACUCUCCGCACACAUUGAGCGUUGUGUCCCCAUGGAGAUCUGUAUCGGCGUACUCUGCUUGUAUAGCAAUUUAGAGUUCCGACUUUUCAGUAUUGACUCAUUGAGUCAACAGCAACCUGGACUUGUGUAG
Cooperia oncophora is the source of this 264-nucleotide messenger RNA. The record is from the annotation of a GenBank genome assembly. Lineage: Eukaryota; Metazoa; Nematoda; Chromadorea; Rhabditida; Trichostrongylidae.